This is a messenger RNA of Mobula hypostoma (lesser devil ray), 3231 nucleotides long. RefSeq lists its product as uncharacterized. NCBI's taxonomy places the organism in Eukaryota, Metazoa, Chordata, Chondrichthyes, Myliobatiformes, Myliobatidae. The coding region runs from base 106 to 972 and encodes 288 amino acids. The transcript is spliced from 4 exons. The record is from RefSeq and is a predicted model, not a curated record.
ACCGUGACGUCAGGAAAAUUGGUUGAAAUAACUGUGUGCAGAAGCCGAACAAUAUGAUAGCAACGCCUCAGCCCCUCGAUUUCCGCCCAAUGAUUCCAUCCAGGAAUGUUGAGCCCGUGUGAAACUCCCAGUAACCGAUUCCCGUCGCUCUGGUCGGUGGAUCUGAUCAAAAGUCACGAAGCCUUGCUGAAUUCAGCCAGGAGGGAUGCUAUAAUUUUGCUCAGGUCUAUCGGGAGCGCCUCCAAGCUGUGGAUCAAACGUCCGUCCAACAUCCUUUUGCUGUAUUACCGGUGGAAAUGGGCCGACGCUCUCAACGACAUAGUCAAUCUGCAUCGAAGGUGGAAUGGAACAGAGUCCGCAGAAGCUACCAAUAGUAUCACCUCCCUUCGACGAAACUGGAGUGGAAAAGUAUACGAUCUCCAUCGAAAAGGUGUUUCUGUAAUAGAACUGAAUUCUAUUGAGCAACAGCAUGUGAAGUUUAUCUCUGAAUUUAUAUACUUACAAAACCGGACGCUGCGACAUGCAGCAGUCACCACCGAGGAAUUGAUACAUAUGCAUAACAAAGAAAGCCGGACUGUUGGUAGCUGUAUUUCUAAUACCGAACAAUCGUUAUUCUGUGUGUUUCCAGAAUCGCUGGUCUGCUUGGAAAUGUUCUGCAAGGAUGUGAUGGAGCUCUCGGAGGAAUUAUAUAAAAACUCUGUCCAUGUGUUGGAAUCAAACACAACGGUCCUACCUGAUCCAAACUAUGAAUGGUGGCGGAUAAGCCUUCCAGACUGGGUACAAUACAUCAGUGGUGUGCUGCCUGCAUUAGAAGAUACGAUUAUUAAAAUACGGAACAUAACUCAUCAGUUUCUAGAAUACUUUAAAACAACUACCAUUGCUUGUAGCUUAAAGAGUCAUCCAGAUGUUGGGUACUAUGUCAGUGAUUACAGUUUUAAAGAAGCGUAUAUGAAGAAAGUGUGGCAUUUGUAAUGGGCUUAUACUGAAUAUAGAGGAGAAGCAAUCAGUACAGACCUGUGGCAUAAAUAAAGAUAAGGAAAGAAAUUCAUUUAGUUCUCAUUCAGUCCAGCUAAUCACAAAAAAAUACAGUAUUUGUGGAAAGGCUAUGCUAGAGAAUUAAUAAAUAUCAUGUCAGUAAUUGUUCCAAUAUAAACAUAGCAACUAAUCCCAAAUGAAAUUGAAACACUAGGAUCUGUGUUCUAAAAAUUACUAUUAGAUAAUAAAUUAAUUAAUUAGCUUUCUAAAGUCAGAAUCAAAUUUAUUAUAAAAUUUGCUGUGCACUCACUCACUGGCACUUUGUUAGGUACGGGAUUCCUUUAAAGUGGUCACAGGAGUGGAACCCAGUGUGGCCUUUUGCUGCUGUAACCCAUCCACAUCAAGGUUCGACAUGUGUGUUCAGAGAUGCUCUUCUGCACGCCACUGUUGUAAUGCGUGGUUAUUUGAGUUACUGUCACCUUCCUGUCAGCUUGAACCAGUCUGGCCAUUCUCCUCCGACUCUCUUACUAACAAGGUGUUUUUGUCCACAAAACUGCUGCUCACUGGGUGUUUUUUUUUGUUUCUCACAUCAUUUUUUUUGUAAAUUCUAGAAACUGUUGUGUGUGAAAAUACAAGGAGGUUAUAGCAGUCUCUGAGAUACUCAAACACCCCAUCUGUCACCAACAAUUACUCCACUAUCAAAGUCAUUUCUUCCCCUUUCUGAUGUUUGGUCUGAAAAACAACUGAACCUCUUGACCAUUUUUGGAUGCUUUUAUGCAAUGAGUUGCUGUCACAUGAUUGGCUGAUUUGAUAUUUGCAUUAAUGAGGUGUACCUAAUAAAGUGGCCACCUUGAGAUUAAUUGUCUUGCAGGAAUUGACAGUAAAAUAAAUGCAGUAGAAUUCAUGGAAAAUUAUAAACAAAGACUGACAAACAACCAAUGAGCAAAAGCCAAAUUAUGCAAAUAGAAAAAUAAUACUGUGGAGACUUUAAUCCACAAGAAUAAUUAUACUUAUAUUAGCUCAUCUCCCUGGAAGCUAAUGUUUCAACAGCUCACUUGGAAUCCAACUAUUAAAAGCAUUAAAGACCUGAAUCUAUAGUCAUACUCAGUCACAAUCUAAAAAGUAGACAAGAUUGUACUAAUUAUUGUUUGAUUGUUACUACAUAAUUGUUACUCUUUGUAGUUUGAAUUUCUAUGCUGACUUGUAUUUUAUAUAGUUACCUAUUAUACAUGUAAUUGUUCAGUGUGUGCUCUGGUGGUAGCAGUUGCAAAUAUCGCUUUAUUUGAAUUGGGGUUAUCUGAUUGGUUAACUCUUAUGUACAAAUUUGAAUGGAAUGUCUGUUAUCUAUGGAAGUUCAAUGGAAGUAGCAAUCUGGUCUAAAAGGGCAGAGCACAUGGGCUCAAUCUCUCAUCCCUUUGUACUCUUUCUUCAUUAUCGCCUGCUCCCUGCUCUCGUUACUCUCCUUAUCCAAUUCCCUUGUUUCCUUAGUGCUUAAUAAAUGAUCAUGAGCAAUGAGUUUUAUGCCUCAUUGUUGACUUCUGAAAUAAUCUCGGAUUCCAACAUUGUCCAAUAUUAAAUAAUUGGUUUACCAAAACAAAUUAUGGUUAAUGCUUUGAGCAUAAAAUUAGAUGCUGGAAAUCUAGAACAAAACCGCAAAUUCUGGAAGCACGAGACAAAUCAAUGAUUCCCUUAUUCAACCAUGUGUCAUUACUGUAUAAGCAAUGAUUAACAGAAUAUACUAUAACGUUGCAGUUGUUGUUCCCCUCCGAGCCUUGUGGCGCAUCGGAUGACAACCUGGCUGUCCCUUUAGCAUUUGUCUGUUUUUUAUGAGGCCGAGUUGCUAGCUUGACGCUCAACCCAGCACGAAUGGGAAGUGUGCGAGGAGCCAGCUGGAUUUGAACCCCGGAGCAUUCACCUUGAAGUCUGGUGCAGAUGCCACUACACCAUCGGCUGGCAAAGUGUGCUAUAAAGUGCUUAAAUAUUUGUUAGCUCACGUUGGAGGACACAGUUUCUGUCCCUCGUUUCAUCAAAAACUUUGUAUAAACUAUCAUUUAAUGUCAUUGUUCCAAAGAUAUAACUUUCCAAAUUCAUAAUGGCUUUACAAAUUUGUACAUAAGGCAAUUAUCUUCUACUGUAGCUUUCUGUUAAAAUGUAAAUGUAUAUGAUUAUUACAUGCAAACAAAUUGUUAAAUGGAGAUAUUAUGCAUAUUGCUGGUAGAGAAAUAUUAUUUAAUUGUGUUUCAUUAAAUAAUUGUG